Penicillium cosmopolitanum is the source of this 795-nucleotide messenger RNA. RefSeq names its product Thiolase-like protein. Lineage: Eukaryota; Fungi; Ascomycota; Eurotiomycetes; Eurotiales; Aspergillaceae. The record is from RefSeq and is a predicted model, not a curated record. The transcript has a single exon. Bases 1 to 795 code for a protein of 264 amino acids.
AUGGUGAAAGAGAAAUUUGGUGGUGACGACAAUAUCGUUAACGCAGAAACCGAUUUAUCACUGUCGGCUAUUCGCCACUUGCUGAAAGGGCAUGUGGUGAACGAUGUCGCACUAUGUCCUUCUUCGCUUUAUGGGGACAUUGGAAUCACCCUGGGAGCUUAUAUGCACAGUAGGAUGAAUCCAGAUCUAACGACCGACUCGACUCCUGUUAUGAAUGUGCGAGACAUGGCUGUUCAAAAAACACUGAUAUUGCGGGGCCUUACACCACAUAUCAUCAACAUUAACGCAAAGGCCAACAGCUCAAGGCGGACUAUUCAAAUCGAGAUUAGCUCACAGGAAGGUCAGCAUGCAUCUUUUGUGGUUGAAUUCUGCAAAGAGUCGGAAUUCGUGGAUGACUGGAAGCGAACGAGCUUUCUGGUCGAAUCUCGAAUGCAAGCGCUUCGUGAGCAAAUCCCUGGGCACGAAGUACACAUUCUACGACAAGCAGUUGCCUAUAAGCUCUUCUCAUCCUUUGUUAAUUAUGACAAGACUUUCCAAGGCAUGAAAAAGGUGUAUUUUGACCCCUUGCAGUGGGAAGCGACUGCAGACGUUGUGCUUGAGGUCCCAAAUGCCGAUCAAACUUUCACCGUUCCCCCCUAUUGGAUCGACAGCAUCGGACACUUGUCAGGAUUUGUUUUGAAUGCUCAUUUAAGUGAUCAUAAUCCAAAAAGCGUAUACGUUUCUCAUGGCUGGGAGUCUCUCCUAUUCACCAAGACUCUCGUCCUGGAAAGACCUACCGAACAUAUGUUCGAAUGA